Messenger RNA from Pimephales promelas (fathead minnow), 771 nucleotides. Its product is annotated as CKLF-like MARVEL transmembrane domain-containing protein 7. The record is from RefSeq and is a predicted model, not a curated record. Lineage: Eukaryota; Metazoa; Chordata; Actinopteri; Cypriniformes; Leuciscidae. Gene Ontology annotation, cellular component: membrane.
AGAUAUUACGACCAUGAAUGCCUUGUGAAUCAUGACGUGAAAUUGAGCAACAUGGUUUAACCGCGUCAGAUGCUGUUUCCUGGCCAGACAACAGCGCUUUGUUCGUUUAAAGUGUAUACAUCAAUCAACGAACGAUGAUGGAGAUUUUAUUUUUGGACUACUUACUAUCAAAACAAGGAAUUCUGAAGAUAGCUCAGCUCGUGAUUCUCCUGGUAGCGUUCGCUUGCGUUCGCUCGACGUGGUACAACAGCAUUUACGCGUACGGUUUCUAUGAAGGGGUCACGCUGGGUUACUCCGUCACAAUUGUCCUUUACCUGUUACUGACUGUCUUUGGGCUUCAAAAAAAGGCAUCAUUUGUGAACUGGCUCAUAGCCGAGUUUGUGCUCGAUACACUGGGAUUCAUCUUCAUCUCCACUGGAUCCAUAAUAGCUGCUUUGAAGUCUUUUGAAGUCCCCGUUCUGAUUGCCGCCUCAGUAUGUGGUCUUCUGGUCUCAUAUCUCUUAGUUGGUAGUGUGAUACUGUCAUUUGUUGCCACUCAACGCCCACAACCUGCGGAUCCAUCAGUAUAAAAACCGUGUUUGAUAUUUGUAGUGCUCCUUGUGAAAUAUCAAUACUCGUCUCAACACUUGACAGCAUGGAUGGGGAAUUGAUAUGAAUGGGAUAUGAUAUGGGUAUGGUUGUUUCAGUAAAUUUACAUGGAAUAUAAAAGACUAUCACAAUAUCACUUUUUGCACUCAUUUUUUGUUUGUUUGUGUGUGGCCAGGACAACAC